GAGGGCAAUCAGAGCACACAGCCCUUGCUCAGAUUGCCCAAAUCUGCAGGGAUUCCUGAGGGAAAGCUGCCCCUGAAGGCUCUGGAAGGGUUCAGGAGCCCUCAGAUCUCUAGCCAUGGCUUCGCAGGAGGACACACAAGAGGGAGAUGCAAAGGCACAGCUCCUGGCAGAGGCAUUUCAGGAGGAAGGACUGGAUGCUGGAUUCUGGCUGCCCAAGUCACAGAUCCUGGGAAUCGAGUGCAGAGAAGCCCUGCAACUUUUGGAAUACAAAGAGUACCUCAAACUGGAGUGUGAGGUACAGCAUCCCUGGGAGAAAAAGGCGCUCCAGAAACUCCUGAAAAUAGCAGAUGACAAAACAGCCUGUAAAGACGUGCAGAAGAAGCAAUUUGAGAAGUCAAAGGAAAGGCAAGAAGUGGCCAAACAAGCCCUGAACGAUCUGACAGAAAUGCUCAACAGCCGCUGGCACAGGUACAGCCAGGAUGAGCUGAGGGAGAAAACAGAGACUCUGUGGCGAGCCAUGGAGAUUCCCAAAGAGUUCUGGCCAUCACCAAAGAAACCUUUGAAGGAAAUGCUGCUGAGCAUCCGUAAGCACCUGGAGCAGCAGUAGGAGUUGUUGACAGGCAGGAGGGAGAACAUCCCUGACACUGAGGUGCUGAGGCGGGCAUCGGGGGGACUGGCCCUGCAGGGCAUCUACAGAACCAGCAGAGCUGGAGAUGUGCUGGCAACACGAGAGCAGCUCCUCAGGGUUCCUGAGGGAUUCCAGCUCUCUGGUCCAGAGCAAGGAUCAGUGCUUGAGAGGAGGGAGUUCUCCUCUGCAGCAGAAUCCACUUUCACCAAGUCCAUGGAGCAGCUGGGGUUCACCGUGAGCGUUUCUUCCAAAUUUGAAUUCUGGGGGAUUAAUCUGGGGUUGGGUGUAGAUCACAGCAACUCCCCACAGUCACAGGACACCAACCAGUCCCACUCUGAGCAGAGCUACUUCAGCACCACCAAGUUCCAGUACAUCCCCCUGGCCUCCUGCUACUUCCAAAGGCAUCAGCUUCGCCUCUCGCAUGCGGCUCUGCAGAGGCUUCAAGCCAUGGAGUGGAUUUUGCGCAUCCCUAGGAAAGAAGACAACCCCAGCUUUGUAAAGAGGUGUGAGAGCUUCUUCAGCAGGUUUGGGUCCCACAUAAACCAGGGUCCCCUCCACUUUGGGGGAAUAUUCUGGUGGAAGGCGUCCACAGAAGGAUUCCGAGCCGAGCAGCGGGAAGAGGUGAAGCGACAAACGUCUGAAGCACAGAACAGCUUUGUCAGGAAGAGCUAUGGUGACUUCCUGGGGAGGGCAGAAGAGGCCUCGGAUGUUUCUAAAUCCAGCACAAAGCCCUGUAUCUUCGUAAGAGCAGGAGGGAGUUCCCAUACAGAAAUUCAGCUCUACGCAGUCAACACAGGGGGCCCAGCAGACACAGCUUCUCUACCUCAGUGGAAAAUGGGGCUCGUGUCAGAUAACACAACGUGGUGCGUUAUCGACCGCGGAUUUAAGUUGAUCCCAGUGUGGGACAUCAUCCUCUACAAUCACCGCAGGGAUUUUGAGUCUGCUGGUCAGAUGAGAAGAGCCCUCAGAGAUGCCUACAGAGCGCUGACGAAUGAGAGCAUUGGCACCAUUUUUGGAGAGGAACUGGGCAGUGCAGUGCAAGAGGCCAGAGAUUUCAUGGAGACUGUGAAGGCCUGGGAGGUGACGGUGGAUGAAACGAAGCUGCUCAUGCUGAUAGAGCUCAAAGAUGAUCUGAAUGCAAAAACCAGGAACCACAGUGUGUGGAUCAACGUGUGCCUGUCCCACAAAGCCCUGCAGGACUUCCUGGUGAACACCAUGCGGAGCUGCCAGGAGUCACCUCCAGAAAACACCACCUUUAUCAAGGAAAUGUUGAGAAACCUCCUGGAUCCUCAUAUCUACUCUGUCAAGGACUUCCCUGAGGCUUCUUUCAUUAUGCAAUGGAUCUUCCAGACUGACCCGCUGCUUCCCAGAUCUCCCAGAAUCUCUGAGAUCGAAGACCUCAUCCAAACACUGCAGCAAAUGAAGGAGCACAUCUAUACUAUCACCUACGCACCAGGAAGCUCUGCUUCUGCUGUUCAUGAAGCAAAGAUAAAAGCCACUGUGACCAGCAGCCUCGCCAUUUAUUCCUUACUCCAGUCUCUGCAGGAACGGGCUGAGAAGGACAUGGAACUGUUGGUGCUCUUGAUUGCGACCAGCACAGGGUACCAGGUGGAAAGCAGCACUUUCCAGCACCUCCUUGGACAUCCAGAAAUUCAGUACAUGGCCAAGGAAAUGGAAGCGGCACAUGAGGAGUACGUGAACCUGAAGGAACAGGAUGCUGACAGAGCUGAGGCCUCCCUUCUGCUGACAGGUCUGACUGUGACACCAGAAAGUGAAAAGCUGUCCCCUGAGCAGAAGAGGGAGCGUUUAGUUUUCAUGGAAGAUCACAUGAAAGGCUUGUGGUCCACAGAGAUAAAGAAUCUCCUCCAAAAGCACAGCGCAGGCACAGACUGGGAGAGGCUGGAACAGGACUUGCAUUCCUUGAUCAGUGGGUGCUUGGAUGACAAAUGGGAUGAACACAGAAUGCAGAACAUAGUAAGAGGUAUGGAAGCUGUUAACUGUGGAUUACCAGGUGAGGAAGCAGCCCCAGAAUGUGCAAGCAAGGAUGGCCAUGUGCACCCCAUGGACCUGCAGAUGGCCAUUUUCCACUGUGCUGAUGACUUCCUGAGACAGACCCUUGCAACGUUCUGCCAACUGGCGCUGCCUCUGCUGCUGCCCAACCCGGACACUUCACACAUUGAGUUCCUGCUCUAUGCCCUCAGCCAAAUCCAAAGGAGCUGGAAAGAGUUGGAGAAGUCAGGAAAGCAGGCCCAAACAAAGAGUUACAACAACAAACUCAUCUUCCAGGCACAGACUCCCAUCGUGUCCUUCAUCCGCAUUGGCAGCUCGGCCUCCUCUUCCAAGUCUCAGCUCCUGAACGCUCUGCUGAGCAAACGCAAACACGACACUUUCUUCCACUGCCACUGCAGAGGCAGCACCAGAGAGCGCUUGCUGAUGGAAGGGGUGGUGGAGAUCGCCUGGUACUGCCCCCGUGGAAGCCCUGAUGACACCUUUGAGAGCUGCGUGGCUUUCUGUAACCUGCAUGGAGACGCCAGGGAUCACGGAGCACAGCUGCAGUUCCUGCAGGACAUAUCUGCUGUCAAUGUGGCUCUUGUGUCUGAUUUGGAGCAGAUGGACAACAGGGGGAAAAAGCUUCUGCAGGAGCUGUGGCAGUCACAAAGGCCUUUGGUUUGUCUUCUCCCAGAAAAAGAGAACGUUGCAGCUGGACAAUCCAGCCAAAAUAUAAAAAUAGGAAUCAAGAACAGAAACGAAGCAGAACUGAUGGACCAGUUGAUCAAAAUGAUCAGGGAUCUUCUGGAAGGGUCUAAUCCAUGUUUCAGCCUGGAGGCCUGUGCGGACAAAGCUCGCCAGCACGGAUUUGUGGUGGAUGCAAAUCAACCUGCGUGUGAGACAGCCAAAGCAAAGGCAAAGGAGCUGGUGGACCUUCUGAAGAAAGAGAAGCUGUCUCAGAUCAAAUCCCAGCUGCUGCCACUUCAAGGAAAACUGUGGUACCAGUGGUGCAAAAAGGACAAAGAACUCACUCGCCUGCAGGAGAAGGGGAACAAGAGCAUUGAGCAUCAUCGCAGCCAAAUUGAAACUGAGAAGAAAGCACUAAGAAGAAAGCAACUUGAGCAAGCUUUCCCUCUCAACCCACUGAUGAAAUCAUUCCUUGGCUUUCUCCAGGCCCAGCCAUCUGAUACCAAGAAGUAUUUCUUGCAGUGGAUGAAGUUCUUUAUGGAUGAGCUGUCCUGUGGUCGCCUUGAAGAACUGAGGAGAGACUAUCACAAGUUAUGGACUGAAAUCCUGUCAGGGAAGAAAAACAAGAAAAUACCCAGUGUAAAUGAUCCAUUGCAGAGUCGCUUGGAUACUGUCUCUGAUGAAAUCAAUGAUUCAUCCAUUGGCCUGGAGCACCUUCUGAGAGAAGUAGGUCAGAUUUAUGAAGCUCUGGAAUUAAUGACCUCCAAGGAAGACAAUUUUGCCAAACUGCCAGAAAUUGCAGCAGAGCUGAUGGUUUCGGGGUAUCCUGUGGAGCUGAUGGAUGGGGACGCUUCUUACCUGCCCCUGCGCUGGGUGGGAGCAAUCUUUGACAGCUUAAUUGAGAGGCUGGGGGACAAACGAGUGUUUGUGCUCUCCGUGCUCGGCAUCCAGAGCUCAGGCAAGUCCACCCUGCUGAAUGCCAUGUUUGGUCUGCAGUUCAACGUCAGCGCGGGGAGAUGCACCCGUGGAGCCUUCAUGCAGCUCAUCCCAGUGGGGCAGGAGCUGCAGCAAGACUUGGGCUUUGAUUUUGUGCUGGUGGUUGACACAGAGGGACUUCGUGCCAUCGAGAUGGCCAAUAAACAGUCCCUGAACCAUGACAAGGAGCUGGCCACCUUUGUCAUUGGUGUUGGCAACAUGACUGUGAUCAAUAUUUUUGGAGAAAAUCCAUCAGAAAUGCAAGAUGUUCUCCAGAUCGCUGUGCAGGCUUUCCUGAGGAUGAAGAAAGUCCAUCUUUCCCCAAGCUGCCUCUUUGUGCACCAGAAUGUGGGAGAAGCAACUGCCAAGGAGCAGAACAUGGAAGGACAAAGGCGUUUACAGGAAAAGCUGGAUGAAAUGACCAGGGUAGCUGCUCAGCAGGAAUUCUGUGACGUCUCCUCCUUCAGCGACGUCAUUGGCUUUGAUGUGAAGACCCACAUUCACUACUUUGCUCACCUGUGGGAAGGAAACCCCCCAAUGGCACCACCCAACCCCACCUACAGCCACAACGCCCAGCAACUCAAGAGCAAAAUCCUCCAGGCUGCCAAGCAGCAGUCACAGCGCAGCAUUUUGAGGCUCUCAGGCCUGAAAGAUCGUAUUGGUGACCUCUGGAAUGCUUUGCUGAAUGAAAACUUUGUUUUCAGCUUCAAGAAUUCCCUGGAGAUUGCUGCAUACAGGAAACUGGAAAGUGCCUUUAGUCAAUGGACCUGGAGGCUGAGGAGUCACUUCUUAGAUGUACAGAUGAGACUGAACAACAGAAUUCAGAAUGGGGACUUGCAGAAGGUCACCAAAGAACACCUUGAAGGGCUGCUGCAAGAGACAAGUGAUGCCAUUGAGAAAGAAGUGGAAAAGUAUUUCAGGGAAGACAAAGACUGUGAGACACUGCUCCAGUGGAAAUCAAGUACAGAGCUGAAGCUGAAAGAACUGAAAGAGACUCUUCUUCAUGAAGUGAAAAAGAAAUGUGAGAAUCUGAUUGAGCUACAGAAGGAGCAGAGGAAACUGGAUACAAGGAAGUUGGAAUAUGAAGCUGAGCUCCUGAGAAGGAGUAGGGAGCUGGCUGUGACUCUGAAAGGGAAGAGCCUCAGUGACAGAGAACUGAAGGACAACUUUACUCUUGUCUGGAACAGUUGGAUUGCUGAAGUGUCCCGUGCUGCUCGUCCACCAGAAUGGGUGGAUAUUGAUGCAGAAAUUCAAGAUGUUCUUCUAGAGCACUUUAAGGAGCCAGGUUUCCAUGCACAGAUCAGGUCAUUUCCCAGGGACAUCAGAUUUUCUUUAGAGAUGGAGAAGCACAUCUCAAAGGAAAAGUUAUUAGGUUAUAUUCCAGAUCCCAGGAGCAUUUCCAGUACUGUUCUGAAAAACUUUCAGUACAUCACAGACAACGUCAUAGCGUGUGUGAAGGCAAACAUUGAUAAGAAGGAGGAGGAGAAACGGGAUUACAGUAGAAAUUUUAUUCAUGAAAUACUCAAUGAAGUACAGAAAGGCGUGGACUUUGUGCCCAGCAAUGCAAAAUGUACUUUUAACAGACAGUACAUGAUAGAUUUGUCUCUGUAUCUGUGCAAAAUGGCAGCAGAAAGGUUUAAAGCCAUGCAUGAAGCAUUCCAAAAGGCAAAUGACCCAGUUGUGUACCUGAACAGCAAGAGAGAAGAUUUCUUCCGAUGUUUCAAGAUUUCCUGCCAAGGAGCCACUUCAAUCACAACUUUUGUUUUUUUUCUGUGUGACAAGAUUGAACCAGCUCUUUGCAAGGCAGUCUUUGAGAGGACGGCUAAAGACAUUGCUGAGGACAUGAAGAGCAAAUUCCCAGACUUCAAGAGCAACAGAGCCAAUCUGGAAGUUUGCAUCCUUAGAUACCUGGCAGAAGAAGAAAAUUUUGAGUAUUUCAAGCAGGAACUGGCAGAGGUGAUCAACUUGCCCAGAAGUGAGCUGAAGGGCAUCGAGCAACAGGAAGUCACAGACAUUGAAUUCCUCAGCAGUGCCAUGGCAAAAUCUCUUACUGACCUGAGGGACAAGCUCAAGGCAGAAUUGGCUGAUGCUGACCUGAGCUCGUUUGCAAGGAAACCCCACACCAUCCUGGCAGAGCAUUUUUCAGGGUGCUGGGAGCAGUGUCCCUUUUGUGGCUCUGUCUGCGCAAACCUGAUACAGAACCAUGAUGGAGACCAUCAGUCAGACUUCCAUCGUCCACGUGCUUUGAUGGGAACCAGGUGGCGUGAGACAGACCACCUGGUCAUUGAUAUUUGUUCCAGCCUUGUUUCAAGCAACUGUAAAUUCAAUGUUGGUGAUCAACAAUGGAUCUGCUACAAGAAAUACCGCAAUGCAGGACCUCCUUAUUCUACUUGGAACAUUGUUCCUGAUUCAUCCACGCAGGUGUACUGGAAAUGGUUUGUGUCUCAUUUCAGGGCAGAGCUGGAAGAUUUGUACAAUAAGAAAUUUCAGGGCAAAGGAGAAAUCUCUGAGGCGUGGCAGAGAAUUACCAAGCAGGAAGCACUGUCUGACCUUGACACGUGUUUGGCUACAUCCAUGGGAAGGAAGAACCACAGUGGCUCGGCAGUUUAG
Catharus ustulatus (Swainson's thrush) is the source of this 6889-nucleotide messenger RNA. Its product is annotated as interferon-induced very large GTPase 1-like. Gene Ontology annotation, molecular function: GTP binding. The record is from RefSeq and is a predicted model, not a curated record. NCBI's taxonomy places the organism in Eukaryota, Metazoa, Chordata, Aves, Passeriformes, Turdidae.